Messenger RNA from Seriola dumerili (greater amberjack), 6192 nucleotides. Its product is annotated as metastasis suppressor protein 1-like. The transcript has 16 exons. Gene Ontology annotation, biological process: plasma membrane organization; adherens junction maintenance; positive regulation of actin filament bundle assembly. Bases 432 to 3002 code for a protein of 856 amino acids. Gene Ontology annotation, molecular function: actin binding; phospholipid binding. The record is from RefSeq and is a predicted model, not a curated record. NCBI's taxonomy places the organism in Eukaryota, Metazoa, Chordata, Actinopteri, Carangiformes, Carangidae. Gene Ontology annotation, cellular component: cytoplasmic side of plasma membrane; actin cytoskeleton.
UGUUGGUAUAUCUCUGUCUGACUGUCGGUAUUUACCUGUCAAGACAGCGAAUAACGUUUUUAGCUGAACACCGUGGAUUAUUUCUAGUUUCGACUAGCAAACUGCAAAACAUUAUCUUGACGGUACAGCCAUGGGUUUGACCGAGUCGGCGUGGAGGGGAGAGGGGGGUUUAAAUUUCUCUUUUCGUCCCAACAGCGUCUUUUGAUUGGAAGUAAACGGUUCAGCAGAGCAGAACUGAGCUGCGUUUCUGUACAAGUUUGACAGAGUUAAAAGUUGUUGUUCAUCAGUGUCAGAACAGCAGAAACCAUUUCACACAGGUUAGUUCGUUUUUGUUAUUUUCAAUUGGAGUUUUUGGUUUUCCUGGAGAGCGGAGGUGGCGAACUGAAAGCGGCUCACCGAGUCGGGACUGACCAGUGGAGUUGGUCCUGAAAAUGGAGGCUGUGAUCGAGAAGGAAUGCAGCGCGCUCGGAGGACUUUUCCAAACUGUUAUCGGAGACAUGAAAAGCAGCUACCCUAUUUGGGAGGACUUCAUCACCAAGGCCGGCAAACUGCAGUCACAGCUCAGAGCGACAGUGGUUGCUGUGGCUGCCUUCCUGGAUGCCUUUCAGAAAGUGGCCGACCUAGCUACCAACUCACGAGGUGGGACCAGAGACAUUGGAUCAGCGCUGACCAGGAUGUGUAUGAGACAUCGCAGCAUAGAGGUUAAACUCAAACAGUUCUCGAUGGGUUUCCUGGAGGGUCUGAUCAACCCACUACAAGAACAGAUGGAGGAGUGGAAAAGAGGUGUAAAUACUUUGGACAAGGACCAUGCUAAAGAGUAUAAAAGAGCCCGGCAGGAAAUUAAGAAGAAGUCCUCUGACACACUGAAACUACAGAAGAAAGCAAAGAAAGCUGAUAAUCUAGGUCGCGGUGAUAUCCAGCCUCAGUUGGACAGCGCCAUGCAGGAUGUCAGUGAUAAAUACAUUCUGCUGGAAGAGACAGAGAAACAGGCCCUGAGGAAGGCUCUGAUAGAGGAGAGACAGAGAUUCUGCUGUUUUGUAGCCAUGCUGCGACCUGUAGUGGAUGAAGAGAUUUCUAUGUUGGGAGAGGUCACCCAUCUCCAGGCCAUCUCUGAUGACCUCAAAGCCCUGACCUCCGACCCACACAAGCUUCCCCCUGCUAGUGAACAGGUGAUCUUGGACCUGAAGGGCUCAGACUAUGGCUGGUCAUAUCAAACACCGCCCUCAUCCCCAAGCACCACUAUGUCCAGGAAGUCUAGCAUGUGCAGUAGUCUGAACAGCGUUAACAGUAGUGACUCCAGGGGAUCCAGUGGCUCUCACUCUCAUUCUCCUUCCUCCUCUUCUUCCUCCUCUUCCUCACACCACCUCUUCCACCACCAUCACCCCCGCCAUCGGUACCGUAGCUCCACGCUACCGCAGCAGGCCCCAGCUCGGCUCUCUAGCAUCUCCUCCCACGACUCGGGCUUCAUUUCUUCAUCACAAGACCAAUACAUGUCGUCCAAAUCAUCCUCGCCUAUGCCAGCUGAAACAAAGUUGUCCAAUGGUUUUGACCACUACAGUCCGGCCAGUUCCCCCUACCUGCAUAGCAAUGGGGGGAGUUUGGGCUCAGUGUCAGGCACUGCCUUCCCAUUCCUCCCUCCUUCAUCCUCAUCUUCCACCUCCUCCUGCCCCACUCGUUCAUGGUCACGUCCCGCCUCAGCCUUGCUGCCAGACUACCCUCACUACUGCACGAUGAGCUCCCCCAUGGUGCCUUCAUCUCGAGUUCCCAGUUGGAAGGACUGGGCAAAACCAGGGCCUUAUGACCAGCCCAUGGUCAACACACUAAGGAGGAAGAAAGACAAGGAGAGCCCAGCUGUAAUAGACAGUAAUAGUAGUAUGAACAGUGACCCAUCCUCAGGCCCAGCCUCAAUCUUGAUGUCAACACCAGCUCCCGCUGCGCUACAAACACCAAGUUCAUCGGCCUCAGUGGAAGAGAGGAGCAGGCAUGUGGCUUCACCUCUCAAGGCUGGUGAUAUUGAGGCCCACGAGGAACUGGCUCUGGCCUUAUCCAGAGGUCUGGAGCUGGACACCCAGAGGUCCAGUAGAGACUCCAUCCAGUGCUCCAGUGGCUACAGCACGCAGACCAACACACCCUGCUGCUCUGAAGACACUAUACCUUCACAAGUAUCAGACUAUGACUAUUUCUCAAUGGCUGGAGAUCAGGAGCCUGAGCAGCAGCAGACUGACUUUGACAAGUCCUCCACCAUCCCCAGAAACAGUGACAUCAGUCAGUCCUACCGACGCAUGUUCCAGACCAAGCGCCCAGCCUCCACAGCCGGCCUGCCCAGCACACAGGCUCCUUACCCCGGACAGGGGGCCUACCCUGCAGGGCCCUAUCCCCCAACACCUAUACACACAACUUAUCCAUCUACCCCUACUGGGGCUUAUCCUCCUACCCCUACAGGAUCAUGUUCAGGUCAGGGAUAUUACUCAGGAUCCAGCUCCCAUAAUGCAUCUGGCUCCUAUUCCACAGGCCAUGGUCCAGUUAUCGUCACCCCAGGGGUUGCUACAAUUCGCCGCACCCCCUCUUCAAAACCUUCCGCUCGCCGUUCAGGCUCCAUUGUAGGUACAGGCCCCAUCCCUAUUCGUACACCUGUCAUCCCAGUAAAAAUCCCAACGGUGCCUGACAUGUCAGGAGCAGUUAAUGGGAGCAGGAGUGCAGAGGAGAUGGGAGGAGGAGGAGAGGGUGGAGAAGAAAGCCCAGAUUCUCCAACAUUCGCAGGAGUGGAGGAUGCUGGCACUCUGCCUGUGAUGUCCUGGAGUGGUCAAGCUACAACCAACCCUCCCACCAUCCCCCUGCCCAACCAGCUGACCCAGCAGCACCUUCAGAGUGAGACUGGGCUGGAAGGAGGAGGAGAGCAGGCUGGAGAAGGCGGAGAUGGAAACAUGCUGGUGGCCAUACGCAAGGGGGUCAAGCUCAAGAGAACCCUCACCAACGAUCGCUCCGCACCGCGCAUCGCAUGAUGACAUCAUCACAAUAUACAGGCGAGGGUCACAAGAAACAUGUGAUCUCCUGUCAUAGGAGUGUGGCCCCCCCUUCAUUAUAUUUGUAAAUGAGGUUAAAGGCUUUACAAAAAGUGUUGCUGAUAGAAAUGCAAUAUAGAGAAUCAAAAGGCUUCUUAUGCUACUAUGAGAAAUCAUUGGCACCUGUUCUACAUUUCUCAUUCUGUAAAUUUUCAUCUGGGAGAAUCUCUCACUACAGAAGCCAUCCAUAAUGAGAGGAAAAUAUAUAGACAUGUAAGGUGCAAGUUUUCUUUGGUAUUGGCUUAUGAUGCCUCAGAAAUUAUGUAAAGACGGGUUUGUUAAAAUAUGGGUUUGGCCCCAAAGUGGAUCGCAGGCCCACUUAAGUUAGAUCCGUGUAUAGUUGAAUAACUGUACGAGCCUGUGCGAGUAGAAGGAAAAGACCUAAUUUCUCACAAAGGCCCUCGAAUAAAGGCCUAAGCACUAAAAUGUAUUUGCAAAUCCGAGCCCACAGCUGUGUAAUCUCAGUGUAAAACAUGAGGAUGUUUUUGCUAAUAACAAGAAGGACAGAGCAGCAUUACAGUACAGUGUGUUCAUUUCUUUGAGAAGACAGUAAAGAUGUACUUUGCACACUUUGCAUCCAGUAUUUGCCCUGAAGCAAUGGGUUGGACAAGGACAACAUGUAUGCCUCUUCUCAGUGUAAAAAACACUGUAUUAUAUGUCUAAACACUUACUGUUGCAGGAGUGCAUUGUACCAUGGAGGGAUAAAUAAGCACUCUUAACUGCAUAGUGGCAGAAAGAGCACAGUAAGUACACCACGGUGUCACAAGAGCAAUAUUCAGGUUCACUAGAAAGUAAUGGCUCCAUUUGGAAACUCCUGGAUUUCAUCGACUGCUCAGAUGAAGAGACGCCCUGAUAGGAAUGUGCUGUGUUGUCAAAGCUGUCUUCCUCUCACAGUUCAUAAAAUACGUGGGAUGUCCACAGAGCCAACAAGGGCAGGGGUAUGAACAAUUCAGAGACUGACUGCGCUGCACCCGAGCUGUGGGAGACUACAGUGUGACUAAAGCAUCACAAGGUUGAUGAGUUAUGUUUUGUUUUAGUUGUUUUAGUAUUUACACGAUUUGUAAAUAAUUUUGCACGCCUCUGUUGCUGAGGAGUGUGUGGGUGCUUCUCGUUCUCUGUAUCUUUGCUCUAUUUCCAUCUGCUCCACCUGCUUCAAGGUGCCAAAAUGGCUCAGUUUUACAUCUUAAAACAAGAUGUUUAUUGAUGUUUAUAUAAUGAUCAUCACAUCCCAUUGCCUUGGGAUGUGGAUUGGUUUUCUUUUUCCUUAUUUUUUCCAAUAUGAUUCUCAUUUAAUCUGCAGUAUCUACAUGCUGAGCUUUGUAGAACUUCUCAGUGGUUUGUGAUUAUAUAUUAGUCUUAUAUCUUAGCCCCUUAAUUUUUGUAGCAUUUAUUAGCCAUACUGCAGCCUGCGCAUUGAUUGCUCAUAACGUUACUAAUAAUUGUCAAAGUACAGAUGUGCCAUGUCAACGUUAAUUCAAAUCUGUAUAUAUACAUAUAUAUAUAUACAUAUAUAUAUAUAUGUGUGUUUGUGUGUGUGUAUACACACAUAUUAUUAAACAAUGUUAUUGAGGCAAAAUAUUUUUGAUGUUUUCAAAGUUAUGAGUUUAAAGCUAUUAUUGGUAAUGCCAUACUGUUUUUAUUCUGUCUGGUUGCUGUUAUUGAACUCUGUUCUCUUUGAAACGCAUGUAACGUGCAUGCAUCCUUAUGAUUAAUUAGGGUUUUACGUUUCAUCUCCAAUGUUGGUGUUUUGAUUUCUUUUGUAAUAGCAAAAAGUUCAGUCGAAACACAUUUUGUUCCCCUAAGAACUUAAGAAAUCGCAUCAAAAUCUGUUGUAUAAUGAGAAGUACACCAUUAUAGGUACAUUUUAAUUUUUAAUUAUUUUUUUUUUACCUGGACAAUAUGAUUUUCUGAAGAUAUGAGGCUUUUCCUCAGACUGCAGCGUUGUAAGACAAUUAGUCUCAUUGAGUUAUAGUCUGUGUUUUAAUUUUCUUUUCAGUUCAAGCACUGUGAGACCACGGCUACUACAAGAUGUAUGAAAGUGUAAAUAUUAUUUAGCUGUACAAGUUAGUCCAGGAACUCACACGUUUUUUAAUUUAUUUUCUUUCUCAGUCUUUAAAUCUCUUUUUCUUUCUCAACCUAUCUCUAUUUUUAUACUUAUAUAAAAUAUCGGAGUAAUAGAGUCGUUCCCUGUACCCAUGCAUGUGCUAUCUAAUGGUGUGUUGUACAUCAGGUUUUAGCAGCAGUGAAAUGUCCACAACCAUCCAGCUACGAUUCAUUUAAGUCCCUUAUUUCACACAUACACACACACGUAUAAACUGCAUUUUAAUAAGGGCUGGUUUAAAAGUGAACAGCCGCUACAGAAAAGUUUGUUUUUUUUCCUGACCUCCAGGCACCAAGAGAAGUAAUGCAGAGAUUUAAAUCAGUAUUAUGAGUGCAGAACUGGGAUGUUGCAGAACUGCAUCAACUUCAGUUUCAGUUCAGUCAAGACAGUAGAUUUUUUUCUGAAUGGUUACGCCUUAAUCUUUUGUUUUAAAUCUUUUAAAAGAUGUGGGAGUGAUGGAGCUGAGCUGAUUUCAGGAACAAAUGGCACGCUGCCCACAACGUCUGGCCUUCCUUUAUAUGACCCAGAGUUUCCCAGAGAGAUCUUGGCACCUGCCUGAAUUAAAACCAUAGUGUGAACAGGGGGAUGCACCACAAACCAUAUUUUGCAUUGAAAACACCCCUUUAUUGUUUAAUAUCAAAAGAGCAAAGAUAAUAUCACUGCUUAGAUAUUUUGGGAAACCCAGCAUUCAGUUCUCAAUAUUGUUGAAGAUGUUAAUAUUUUUGUUUUUGUUUGUUUUUGGCCGUCCACCUGUUUAAAACUUGAUUUGUCGACCUGUAAUUUUCAUAUUUAAAUUGCUAGUAUAAAUAUAUAUAUUAUAUCAGAGCAGCCAAAUGUCACUAUAUCCUAUGAAUAAGACGUUUAUAGUUUGGGGGGGGUGAAAGUAGUAGUUUAGUUUUUAGCUUAUUUUUCCCCCACGAGGAGAGUUGACCUCUCUAUCUGUCCGCGUACAGUUCAACAGGCUAUGAUGCAGUUUGUUUCAGGAAGUAAAAGGUUGUUAUUUUUUGUGUAAUGACAGCUUUAGCAAUA